Molecule: messenger RNA, 2111 nt
Organism: Wasmannia auropunctata (little fire ant)
Lineage: Eukaryota; Metazoa; Arthropoda; Insecta; Hymenoptera; Formicidae
Product: probable cytochrome P450 6a14
Exons: 7
Coding region: 222-1748 (508 amino acids)
Molecular function (GO): heme binding; iron ion binding; oxidoreductase activity, acting on paired donors, with incorporation or reduction of molecular oxygen
Source: RefSeq, a predicted model, not a curated record
ACCUAAAAAAAAAUUUUAUAGUAAUUUGCUUGCAAUAGCAAACAGUAGUCUUCUUCAUAGUUCGAUAAGACGGAUCAUUCUCUUUUGCCUAUGAUUUGGCAAACGAAUACGUUUUCAGUAAUUAUACUCUCAGCGAAACAAUAAAUAAUCUUUAAUUGUGUUCACAAUUAUUAAAUAAUUAUCUUUUGCUGAGUCUCGCAUUUGUCACGCAACGAAUUGCGAUGGUACUUGCGGAAUUAAUUGGGGCUUUUAUUGUUGCUUUGAGCAUUGUAUGUCUUUAUUAUAAAUACGUGAUAUUCAAUUUCUGGCGUAAGAGAGGUGUUUUUUACGUCGAACCUGUAAUACCAAUAACUGGAAAUAUAACAGCUCUCGCAACUGGAAAAGUGCAAGUAGGCGUACUCUUCCAGAAUGCUUACAUGAAAUAUAAGAAUCAUCGCGCUUUUGGAAUGUAUACACUUCAUAAACCAAAUUUGGUAAUCGCCGAUCCUGAGCUUAUUCGUACGGUGUUAACAAAGGAAUUCGGGAGUUUUCAUGACCGUGGAAUGUACUGUAACGAAAUGAUUGACCCAUUGUCUAACAAUUUGUUUUUUAUGCCUGGAAAGAAAUGGCGAAAUAUGCGAGUCAAAUUGACUCCCACUUUCACUUCGGGAAAAUUAAAACAGAUGUUUCCGAUUCUGAAGGAGUGUAGCGAAGAACUCGCAAAGUAUCUGGAGAGCAAAGCACAAAUGAGAGAUUCGGUGGAGAUGAAAGACAUAUUUGCAAGGUAUGCAACAGAUGUAAUCAUGUCGACGACAGUUGGUAUCAAAUCUAAUUGCAUUGAAGAACCAAAUAAUGAGUAUCGAAUGCAGAGAAAAAAACUUUUUGAAAUGAAUUCAGUUUGGAUCAUAUUAAUGGCGUUUGCCCCACAAAUUUUGGAUUUCUUUUCCAUGCCCAUCAACGAUCGAAACGUCACGAAAUUUUUUAUGAAUAUAUUUCAAGAAAAUAUAAAAUACAGGCAAACGCAUAACAUCGUCAGACAUGAUUUUAUGAAUCUGCUCAUUGAACUCAUGGAAAAGGGCUAUAUUGGACCCGACGAUGACAAGAAGACGACCAAUGUAUCAUCAACUGUAAAUAAACUUACCAUGGCGGAAGCUACUGCGCAAACCUUUAUCUUCUUCGUAGCUGGCUUCGAAACUAUCGCGUCAACAUCGACAUACGCUCUGUAUGAAUUAGCUCAAAAUCGAGAUAUACAGGACAAAGUUCGCAAAGAAAUUGACGAAAUGUUAGCAAAGCACGGUGGUCUGACCUACGAUGCUGUGAACCAAAUGACAUAUCUUCACAAAGUAAUAAAUGAGACUAUGAGAAAAUAUCCUCCUGUUCCAAUAUUGAAUCGCAUCUGCACCAAAGAUAUAGAUUUGCCGACAACGAACAUUCGCGUGCCAAAGGGAACAUUAAUAACUAUACCGGUGCUUGGAUUACAUCGAGAUCCAUCAUUUUAUCCAGACCCGGAUAAAUUUGAUCCUGAGCGAUUUGACGCUAACAAAAUAGAAGAAAGGCAUCCUUAUACUUAUUUACCAUUCGGAGAAGGUCCACGAAAUUGCAUUGGUUCACGAUUUAGCUACGUAGAAACGAAAGUUGGACUUGUGAGUCUUCUGUCAAAAUAUAAAUUCAAACUUCAUUCCCGAACUCCAAUUCCGCUUGUUUUCGACGAAAAAGCUUUAAUUCUCACAGCGAAAAAUGGUGUAUAUUUUAAUAUCGAACCGCGAUAAAAAAAAUCGCACUAUUGCGUAAAUUAAAUAUUUUCCCUAUAGAUUUAAUAAAAAAAUAUACAUUAAUAAAUAUAACUUAGUGAAGUAAAGGCCUAUGGGAGCCAACACGGAUGUUUGUGUAAUAAUUUUUACAAUAUCUAACCACACACAAACUACGUGCUGCAUAUUCGUCGGUCUUGAAACAUUAUUCAUAAUGUGAACGAUAACGGAUUCAAUAAUAAGUAUAAAGCAUUAUUUUUAAUAAACAUACUUUUAUUUUGAAUAUUCUGCAGUCGAUAUGAACUAUCUAAUUUGUAACGUUUUAUUGCCUUUACCUGUUAUAAGUGUUAACUGAUUCUUUCAAUAAAAUAAAAUAUUUACUAA